UCUGGUUACUGGAGGCUCCUCGACAUCUGCUGCCCGGUUAACAACAGUGCGCGCUCCCGCGUCUCGAGCCCGCGCCUCCUGUCCUCUUCUCUGGACCACCGAGCUUCUCUUGUAUUUUUCACGUGCGGGGCGAUCAUGAGGCGCAACUGUACAUGUGUCGUCCACGCUUCCCGGCUCUAGCUUACCUCGCCGAGGACGCGCCUCCUGCUCCUGCUCCAUCCUGUCCUGUGCGCCUGCCCGAGCGCGGCAUCGUCGAGAGGAACACUUGUGUUUUUGUCUGCGCGCUCCUCAGGCUGCUGACUGCUGGGGACUUUGCAGCUUUGCAUCCUGUCUUUGCUCCGGGAGAGGACAACCGAGGGCGGAUGUACACAGCAGACGUGGGUUUUUGUUAGAAGAUCUGAGAGCAUGGAGUCUGUGGAGAAGGAGUGUGGAGCGCUUGGUGGAUUAUUCCAAGCUAUCGUCAACGACAUGAAGAGCUCUUACCCAGUGUGGGAAGACUUCAGUGCCAAGGCCACAAAACUGCAUUCUCAACUCAGGACCACAAUUUUGGCAGCCGUGGCCUUUUUAGAUGCUUUUCAGAAGGUAGCAGACAUGGCUACCAACUCAAGAGGUGCCACCAGGGAUAUUGGCUCAGCUCUGACUAGAAUGUGCAUGCGACAUCGCAGCAUUGAGGCUAAAUUACGCCACUUUACCAAUGCUCUAAUGGAAGGCCUGGUCGUGCCACUCCAGGACAGAAUAGAAGAAUGGAAGAAGACGGCGAAUCAGCUGGACAAGGAUCAUGCCAAAGAAUAUAAGCGGUCUCGGCAGGAAAUUAAACGUAAGUCGCUGGAUACCAUCAAACUUCAGAAAAAGGCCAGAAAAGGGCGGGGUAACCUGCGCCCACAGCUGGACAGCGCCAUGCAGGAUGUCAGCGACCUGUACCUGCUCAUGGAAGAGACGGAGAAGCAGGCCGUGCGCCGAGCCCUGCUAGAAGAGAGAGGGCGCUAUUGUGCAUUCAUUAAUCUGCUGCAGCCUGUUGUGAAUGUUGAGAUUGCCAUGCUGGGAGAGACAACACACUUACAGGCCAUUGUUGAUGACCUCACGGUGCUAACCGAGGACCCGCACAAACUCCCUCCAGCCAGUGAACAGGUGAUCCGGGACCUAAAAGGCUCAGAUUUUGCCUGGUCGUAUCAGACACCUCCCUCCUCCCCCAGCAGCAUCAGCUCUAGAAAGAGCAGCAUGUGCAGUCUUCUCCAGAUGCCCUCUGCAGGAGCGCAUCGACUCAGCAGCGUCUCCUCUCACGACUCAGGAUUUGUCUCCCAGGACGCCAACACCCACUCCAAACCACCGUCCCCCAUGCCCUCGGACAUCACCAGCCAGAAAUCAACAAGCUCAGCCUCCUCUGAGGCGUCAGAAACCUGCCAGUCUGUCAGCGAGUGCAACUCCCCCACGGCGUUUGGCUCAUGCUCAUCCUUCGGCACCUUCCGCCCUGCUUUCUCUCACACUGGCGCCAUCAGGCCUCUGUCUGUCAUACUUCCUGUGUCCCCUGCAUUUAACCACUCCCCUGGAUCCAACACCCCCUCUCCCACAUCAAAGGUUCCUAGCUGGAAGGAGUGGGCCAAAACAAACCAGUGUGAGCCGUCAUUGGCCAGCACUUUGCAGCGCAGGAGGGAGUCGCUGGAUAAGAUGAGAGAGCCGGAAGCGCCACCCAGUCCAAAGGGCUAUGGGAUGCAGGCAGACGACACACACAGAGCAAGAGUUGGCCCGGGAGUCAUUGCAGCAAAGCACGGGGAGGCUCUGUCACCAGCAGCCAGUACUCUCGCCAUGGUUUUGACCAGAGGCUUAAGUAUGGAGCAGCAGAAAAGCAGCAGAGAUUCACUCCAGUAUUCCAGUGGCUACAGCACCCAGACCAACACCCCCUCCUGCUCUGAGGACACCAUCCCCUCCCAAGGCUCUGAUUAUGAGUGCUACUCUCUUAACGGCGAUGCAGACACGGAAGCACAGACAGAGUUUGACAAGUCUUCCACCAUCCCGCGCCACAGCAACAUUGCCCAAAGCUACCGCCGCAUGAUCCAAACAAAGAGGCCUGCCAGCACAGCAGGCCUCCCUGCGGGUAAGACCUUGCAGGGUGCCACCAACGGCGCCGGGGGAGCGAUUUCUUCCGGAACGGCCACAAUUCGGCGGACGCCGUCCUCCAAAACUGGGGUGAGACGCACACCUUCCACAUCGGGGCCCAUUCCCAUCCGGCCCCCCAUUGUACCAGUAAAAACCCCAACGGUGCCCGACUCUCCGGGGUACGCCAGCCCAUCCCAGCAUCGUGCGGGUAGCGAAGAGUCUCUCUACCCGGAUGAUCCGUUCACGAGUGAAUACAUGAAGGUGUCUCCUCAGCAGAGGAGCCUCCCUGACACAGCUUGGGCCUGUGCAGACAGGACUGCUUACGCCCAACAGGCCCCCGGCGUGGCCGCCCACAGUGCCGAGGAAGACCCCCUGCUGGCCGCCAACCGCCACAGCCUGGUGGAGAAGAUCGGAGAGCUGGCAGCCAGCGCCCAUGCCCUCGGUGAGGGUCAGUUCCCCUUUCCCAGCUCAUCAUCAGGGAAUUCUCCUCAGUGUACGCCGCGUCAGGAGCCGUCGUCAGAGCCCCUGGAGGGGCUGGACAUGCUGGUCACCAUACGGCGGGGCGUGAAGCUCCGCAAGACGGUGACUGAUGACAGGUCGGCUCCCAGGAUCCUGCGGUAGCUGAGGAAGUAGGCUGCGUUGCCCUUAUGUACAAAUCAAUACGACAGCACUCGUGUAAUACAUCAACUAAAGCUGAAUGAAGAUCAUUUGACAGAACAAUGAGUGACUUUCAUCAUUUCAUGUGUGUGUUACAUAACCCAUUCUUUUGGUAUGAUUUGUUGUUUUUGUCUGUGAGCCUUGUGGCUGUUGAGCUCUGCUUCCGAUCUCAUCCCCACCCCCAUUUUGCAUUUUGUUCCUGCAGCUCCAGUGAUCACAAAUCCUCACUGAUUCAUGGAAAGCUCUGCGUCUCUUCCCUCUCGCUCUUACGAUUCAUAUAAUAUUCUUUUCUACCAACAAGCCAUCCCACAGUCAAAGUGCUGCGCGAGCCCCUCCGUUUGUAGCAUUUCUCAUCUUUAGUGCACAAGUACCAUUAUUACUGUUUUGUUUCAUAAACUGAGCAGCAGCUGGGUGAUUCCCGUAUAAUAGGAGCAAUAUGGCAGUGUUUUUAUCGCUGUACUGUACUGUACUGUCAAUAUAGCCCGCAAUUAAACAAGCUUUUUCAUGUUAGUGGUGUGAUUGUCUUUGGCAGAAAAUGCAAAAUCCAUGACAUUCAAUAGAGAAUUUCCACUCUUAGACAUUUUGUUACAUUGUAAAAAUAUUAUGAUGAAGUUCCAGCUAUAGAUUUUGCAGUGAUUUUUAUUAGUCCGGUGUUCUAUGUGAUUUUUACGCCCGAGGUAAAAGUACCAGAAUAGUCGCUGUGAUUGUCUGCUGGUCUGACGGCUUCCUUCAAGGGGUGUCCAGACGCUUUCUACCGAGGGCCACAUGCUGGAAAAAAAAAACAAAGGAUACGAGGGGCCACU
Dunckerocampus dactyliophorus (ringed pipefish) is the source of this 3554-nucleotide messenger RNA. RefSeq names its product MTSS I-BAR domain containing 2a (gene mtss1la). The coding region runs from base 406 to 2715 and encodes 769 amino acids. The transcript has 15 exons. Gene Ontology annotation, molecular function: actin binding; phospholipid binding. Gene Ontology annotation, biological process: cell projection assembly; plasma membrane organization. Lineage: Eukaryota; Metazoa; Chordata; Actinopteri; Syngnathiformes; Syngnathidae. Gene Ontology annotation, cellular component: actin cytoskeleton; cytoplasmic side of plasma membrane. The record is from RefSeq and is a predicted model, not a curated record.